GCGCGAUGUCCGAUCCCUAUGAGACGCGUCUGCCUUGAACGCCACGCGCCGCUGGUCUUCCAGGUUGGUUCAUGUUCAACACAUGCACAUCGCCGCACUGCAAUAAUCUGGAUUACUGCACCCGUGCGGGCGAACCCAAUACACGCUCUAGUAUAGCACGUCUCUGGCCUUGUGUAAUGCCUUCAUGAUGCCUGCCGUCGGUGACCAACAUAAGUCUAGCGGGCAGCACAGCACGAACCCCUUCGAAGAACAGAGGCCGCGGAUUUCGGAAUACACAGCUCAGGAGAUUGCCACCUUACAAAGCCGGCUGGACAAACAAUUAGGACCAGAAUAUAUAUCUGCGCGAGCGGGUCCGGGUGGUUCAAGAGUACACUACCUUUCCGCCGACAAGGCCAUCAGUCUCGCGAAUGAAGUGUUUGGAUUCAAUGGCUGGAGCAGUUCGAUUCAAAACAUCCAGAUCGACUUUGUCGACGAGCACCCUCAGACAGGAAAGAUCACUCUAGGGCUUUCGGUUAUUGUGCGCGUCACAUUGAAGAACGGCACGUAUCAUGAAGAUAUCGGAUAUGGCCAGAUUGAGAAUUGCAAGGGCAAAGCGGCGGCUUUUGAGAAGGCCAAAAAGGAAGGGACCACAGACGCACUCAAACGAGCGCUGAGGAACUUUGGAAACGUUCUGGGCAACUGCGUGUACGACAAAGGAUAUCUGGCCAAGGUCACCAAGAUGAAGGUCGGCGCACCAAAGUUCCAUCCUGACAACCUUCAUCGUCAUUCCGACUUUGCACCUAAGAAGCAAGAGGAGGAUGUCAAGCCAACCGUACAAGGAGGACUGCAACUGCCACAGGAGUCAUCGACCGAAUUCGAUGAUACCUUUGACCUGGAUGAUUUCGAGGUGGCCGACUUUGAUGGAAUUGAUACUGAGCACCCGGACGAGGUAGCGUUGCCCGCAGACUCAGCAGCGAGUAACAGAAAUCCGUCUAAUUCAUCAGAUCGGAUGCCGCCGCCAUCUAGAGAUGAUCUGACAACACCGUCAAAACCACCUGUUGCUGCCGGGCCGUCUUUACGAGCAGGACCUCCUCCGCGGCAAGCUCAGGGUGCGGUUGCUUCGAACAUCAUCCCUCAUCCACUACCACUACCUGGCCAACGGUCAGCGGUGGCCACGGCGACGGCGACGACGGCGGCGGCAAAAGGUCCACUCAAUAAGCAGGCGACCGGCACUGGACCAGAACAAAGACCGAACUCCGAUGACAUGUCCCGAUCUUCCUCCCCCAGCGUGCCAUCACAGAACUUGGCCAACGCGACCAAUGGGCAGAACAACUCUAAUCCUCCUCUUGUUGCUGGCUUCUACUCUGCCAAAGCUGCAGGACACAUAGAUCAAAACAACAACAUCAUCGCGGCGUCUCCGGCCGCAGUGCCCAAGUUCAAUCCGCACGCCGAAAGCCCGUCGAUCCGCAAAACGUCCGGCGUCCCGCACAACAGAUCAAUCCCAUUGAAACGCGACUUGACGCCCGACACCACCAACCUGGCAACUAGUAUCAUCAACCCACAAGCAGAUCCGAGCAGAAGGCUGGGUGUCCCCGGUGCAAAUUUGAACAGCCCUCUCCCAGGGAUCAGAGGACCGAGCACUUCGGCCUAUAGGCCACCAACGAGGCGUGGCGGGCCGGGGCCUGACUCCAGCACCAUAGCUGCGCCGCAGCCGCCUUCAAAUGCAGCAGUAGAAGGUGAUCGAGCGGCGCCCGGCGUGGCGAAAAGGACACCACUGGGAGAUGUGAGUAAUGUACAGCAGCAUGCCCAUGCCACCACAGCAACUACGUCGGAUGGAGUCGAUGCGAAAAGACUCACGGUGGCAGGCGCACCUCCGCCACAAGUGGAUGCGGCGCAUGAAACAACAAAUGCUACUUCCGGCAAUGGAUGAAGAAAGAAAAAAGAAAAAACGCAGCGAAUCCGGUCUUUGAUUCACUCUUUUGGAGGGGUUAGGUUGUUUGGCGUCUCACAGUUUCAACAGUAAGGUAAGCGGACAGCACUUAGCAGUUGUUAGUCGAAAAGCUAUGAUCUCGCCGAACCAGGGAUGCGUACAUCUACUGCUACACAACUCGCCGCCUUUUCUUUUUGUUUGGUCUUUCUGGCGCUGGCCCUUGUAGAGAGAGUCAUCUUUUUCUAAAUCCUGGGGCGGAUGUUCCCAUUUCCGAUGCUCAGAUACUCUACGAAGCGAAGCGAAGCGAAGCAACGCAAAAUAAUGCGUCGAAUGGAGCGGAUGAAAGAUGGAGAUAGAGAUGGUAUUUUCGCUGAUGACAGCAGUGUAAUGAUAGGUUUAUGAGCAGCCCAAAGAUAUCCAAGACAUAGUAUGCAGUGGCAGCCUUCGGCCAUGGUUCCUUUCUUCCA
Messenger RNA from Exophiala dermatitidis NIH/UT8656, 2376 nucleotides. RefSeq names its product DNA repair and recombination protein RAD52. The record is from RefSeq and is a predicted model, not a curated record. The transcript has 2 exons. Gene Ontology annotation, biological process: DNA recombinase assembly; mitotic recombination; double-strand break repair via single-strand annealing. NCBI's taxonomy places the organism in Eukaryota, Fungi, Ascomycota, Eurotiomycetes, Chaetothyriales, Herpotrichiellaceae. Gene Ontology annotation, cellular component: nucleus. The coding region runs from base 185 to 1909 and encodes 574 amino acids.